AUGUCCACUACCACCAAGAAGCGCUCAGCAAAUGGAGAAGAGCCUGGCACAAAACGUCUCAAGUCGAACUACUUCAGCGACAAUAUCACCACCAUUUUGGUCAGAGAAGAAGAGACAAGUUUCACCGCCCACAAGAAUACUCUCUGCAAAGAAGGCGUCGUCAGACUGCCAGAGGCUCAGGCGGAAACUUUCGCUGUGUAUCUUCACUAUGCCUACACCGGCCACUUCGAUUGGAGCCUGAUCCGCACACACCGCACCGGCUACAAAGACUCAAUACCCCGCAACUUUCACCUAUGGUUGCUGGCGAACUACUUGCAAAACAGUGAAGUGUGCAAUGCCAUCGUGGAUCACAUUCUGCGGUUUAGCGAGCGGGACUCAGGCAGGGAUACAAUCAACAAUGGGUGGACUGCGGACAACCUUCAAAGCGCUUGGACUCUCGUGCCAGAAGGAUCGAACCUACGACGUUUGAUCAUCGACCUGGUCAUUGCACAUGCCACCCCGAUUAGCUUUGGAAAGGGAUGCAACAAGUGGCCGCAGGAUCUGCUGCUGGCUGCGGCGAAGAAGCACUUCGAGGGAAAGGCUGAGAAGACCGUCAAACCCGCCGGAUCGCGUCGGACUGGCAGGCCAGCUGGUUGGCGGCAUGGUCACGACAGGACCUCGAGCGGUGCUGAGAUCCCAGCCACCUCGAAGGUCACCGAUGUUGAUCCAAUCACUCCAACUUACGCCAAUCGCUGCCAUCACCACGAGCACGAGGACGGGGAAGAGAGAUGUGAUGAGGUUCUUGGAGACUCUACGAGCAACAACGACGAAGAUGGUGCAGGAUGUGUGGUGAUCGACAUCUAUCCGGAAGAGGAUUGA
Fulvia fulva is the source of this 858-nucleotide messenger RNA. RefSeq lists its product as uncharacterized. Bases 1 to 858 code for a protein of 285 amino acids. NCBI's taxonomy places the organism in Eukaryota, Fungi, Ascomycota, Dothideomycetes, Mycosphaerellales, Mycosphaerellaceae. The record is from RefSeq and is a predicted model, not a curated record. The transcript is spliced from 3 exons.